Messenger RNA from Durusdinium trenchii, 1229 nucleotides. Lineage: Eukaryota; Dinophyceae; Suessiales; Symbiodiniaceae. The record is from the annotation of a GenBank genome assembly.
AGGACCUCUUGAGUUGAUUGGUUGGACUGGACUGCCGCCAUGGCCUGGACUUCCGUCACCUGGACUGCAUGGCCUGGACUGCCGCAUGCGACAUGGACCCUGGGCCUCGCCACACUCCUGGCGCCCUGCCGACGCGAUCGUGGAUGUGCAGCACGCGAGUUGCGCGGUGCGUCACUUGACCCCCACCUGCGCCGCCACCUGGGGAGAGGUCCAGGAGGACGACCAGCAUGCCUUGGUUGCAGACGAUGACGCUGUGGCGCAGACGUGGCGCGAUUUCUGGGGUGUUGGGAUGCUCAUGGGCGGGGCGACGCUACCGCCGCUGCAAACCUUGCCGAUCUUUGUGGAUUUGAAGAUCGCAAACGAUGCAGCGCUCCCGGGCCUCACCGAGCAAACGCUGCCCAUCGCGCAGACGGCCAUCUUCGUGGGUUGGCUCGUGAGCGCCCUGCUCCUGAACCGCGUGAUGGAGGUCUUCGGCAAGGAGCAGCUGUUGGUGGCUCAUGUGCUGGGGUUCCUCUUGGUCUUCCCAUGUACCGUGGUUGUUCCUUACCUCACAGCUGGCAACUUGGUGGUCUUUACCCUGUUGAGAUUUGCUCAUGGUUUGCUCUUGAACUUCACUGCGCUGCAAUCUAUCUACGUCCAAGAGCGCAUGCCGCCGGGGCGUAAAAACCAAGCCUUGGUGGCCAACAACAUCUUCUACUGUUUGACGGCCAUCGCCAUGGCUGCCAGCUGUCGGGACCUCACGCAGCACAUGGAUUGGCGCAUUGAAGUCUUGCUUUGGUGCUGCUUACCACCCACCUUGGGCGUUUUGGUGGCUUGGCCUCAGUGGUGGAACAUCCUGACCUCCCUACCAGCGGCAGCGCGAAGAGCGCUCUUCGCCAAGCAGACCGGGAAGGUGGCGGUGGUGCCCCUCCCCUCGCCCGAGAGCGAGGUUUUGCCGGAGCCCCAGAAACGCCAGCUGCUGGCCCUGUCCAUUUGCUUCCUAGCCUGUGGCAUGGGCUUUUAUGGCCUCAAUUACAGCGCUGGGCAGCUCAGCCCAGACAUCUAUCUCAGCUGUAUGCUGCUGCAUGGUGCCGACAUUUUGGGCUACCUCUUCGCGUUGACGACGGAUUUCUUGGGUCGAAACACUGUACAGGGUUGCUGCUUCGGUGCUGCAGGGCUUUGCUUGUUGCUGUGCAGCACAGGCGAACUGGGGAGCGCAGCGCCUUUGUGAUGUCUUGUGCCAUGGUGGG